Messenger RNA from Mucor mucedo, 1412 nucleotides. Its product is annotated as heme oxygenase-domain-containing protein. The transcript is spliced from 6 exons. Lineage: Eukaryota; Fungi; Mucoromycota; Mucoromycetes; Mucorales; Mucoraceae. Gene Ontology annotation, biological process: heme oxidation; heme catabolic process; response to oxidative stress. The record is from RefSeq and is a predicted model, not a curated record. The coding region runs from base 22 to 1317 and encodes 431 amino acids. Gene Ontology annotation, molecular function: heme binding; heme oxygenase (decyclizing) activity.
UUAUACAAAUAAAAACAAACAAUGUCUCCAGAUACUGUAAUGCCUCCCCACCCCGGUCUUGAUGGUUUGGCCAACAUGGAAGAGCUUAAACAUCUUUGCCCUGCCUUCUCAAAGGGUUGCCCUUACGCUGUUUUAGAAGAGGUCGAUUCUCUUGCUGUUAGCCACGGUGAGCUUUCUCGCUGUCCUGCUUUCAAAGAUGGAUGCCCAUUCUCUACCAAGUCUGAACAAGAGAUUGUUGAUUUGAUGGCUCAAAUCCCUAAAGAUCAUCCUACGCUGAACAUGACAGAACUUCCUUCUUGUGAAGAGGGUGUCGUUCUUGUAAAGACUUUAAAUCGUUUCCUCGACAAAACUCAACUUGCACAACUUUUUAAUUUCAAGCAAGAUGAGAAAAAGGUUGAAGAGAAGCCCAUUGAACAGGAACCCGAAUACCUUGAAGAUCCUCAAUUAGCUUCUGCUAUGCGUGAAGGAACAAAGGUUGUUCACAGAGCUGCUGAAACUAGUAUCUUUACGAGACGUUUCCUCAAGGGAGAAAUCAAUGCCGACGAAUAUGGCCGCUAUAUCAAUUCUCUCUAUUUUGUUUACAAGUAUAUGGAAGAAUUGCUUGAGCAGUAUAAGGAUCAUUCUGUCGUCAGUAUCAUUCAUUUCCCUCACGAAUUGAACAGAAGAGUAGCCAUUGAACAAGAUCUUGAAUUCUUUUAUGGUAAGGAUCGCGUUGCCGAACUCAUUGAUGUUAAAACAAUGACUCCUGCCGUUAAGAAAUACGUUCAGGCUAUGCAAGAUGCUUGUGCCAAGAGCCCCGCACUCUUAAUUGCCCAUAGUUACUCCCGUUACUUGGGUGAUCUCAGUGGUGGUCAGAUCUUGUCCAAGAGACUCAAGAAAAGCAUUCUUAAACUUGACGAAAACGAUAGCUCUUGGGACACUAUUGAAGGUUUGAACUUUUACCACUUUAACAACCUGGGUAAUCAAACGGAUUUCAAGAACUUUUAUCGUGAACGUCUCAAUGCUGCAAAGGUUGAUCAAAAUACUAGAGAUCUUAUUGUCUCUGAAGCUGUUCAGUCAUUUGAAUUGAACAUCGCUUUAUUUGAUGAAAUUCAAGAACUUUCUGAUGCUGGUCAACUUGCUUCUUCUGUAAUCCAACCCACCAUUGAAGAAGAAAUCCUUGUUGAAUUAAAGGAAAUCCAAGUCGAAACCACUGAAGAAGCCAAGCCUAAAAAGAACGGAUGUUCAGGAUUAGGAUGCAUUGGUGCUGUCACUGUAGGCGUUGCUGCUAUCGCUGUCGGUGCUACUAUUUAUCAACGUUAUUAUCUCAAGAAAUAAUUUUCUUGAAGUAUAAUCAACACUUAUUUAUUUAUUUAUUUAUUUAUUUUUACACUUUUAUUUCUACUAAUAAAAUGUGUAAUACUCCUCCCUCA